Messenger RNA from Pyricularia pennisetigena, 7989 nucleotides. RefSeq lists its product as uncharacterized. Bases 1 to 7989 code for a protein of 2662 amino acids. Lineage: Eukaryota; Fungi; Ascomycota; Sordariomycetes; Magnaporthales; Pyriculariaceae. The record is from RefSeq and is a predicted model, not a curated record. The transcript is spliced from 2 exons.
AUGGCGGCUCCCGGUGGCGUAUCGGCCCUCGUCGCUGCCUUCGCCUUUGGAAUCGUCGUUAACGCCGCGUCCGCUGCACUCUUUCUAUCUUUCAAGGCCGGCAAUGGAUCUAUCUUUCGGGACGGCCAGAGGCUGGUCCUCGCUACUUUUCUUCUAAGCGCCGCUCUGUGGGCUCAGAUUGGCUUCAUCACCACCGCUGUGGAUGUGAACGCCGCCAGCGCGUGCUCAAUCACUGCCAUAUUUACCACCGUCUUCGACCAGCUCGCGCGCUUCUCCAUCGAGCAAUUUCUGCUAUGGGCUAUCAACAGCGGAACCCCCGGCGGGGUGGGACAGUACUUCCAACAGGCCGUUCUCCUGGCCAGGUUCGCUGUCGGCUUUGUCUUUGUGGGUUUCACCAGGAGGCAGUCGACUGAAGUCUGCGCGCCCAUCUCGUCCAUGCUUCCGAUCGCCCUCAUAGUCGUGGGGUUGGACGUGGUGGUCCUAGCCAUGUUGACCGGUCGGGCCUAUGCCGUCGGUGUGUUCAGCAGCGCCAAGGCAUCACCCGACAGCCUGAGAAGCGGUGCUGCCCGUGGCAAGGCGAUUGUAGCCAUCUUGGUCGGCUUUGCCAUCUGGACUGCCACAAGCGUGACGCUGCAUCUAGGGAUGCCUACAAUUGACCUUGUACUUAGAACCGCGCUCCCGGCAGCCGGUAUUACCAUCUUAAUAAUUAUUGUGACCUCAUCAAUCGACUCUUUUUCAAACGAACCCAAGGCUCGCCAUUCACGACAGCCAGAAUCGCCAACAAGACAACUCGACACCCGUGACCUGACUACCGCCGGUUCCGAUGAGUAUCCCCCGAUACGUUACGAAGACCUGAAACGCGACGAUACGAAUGUUUACGCGCAGCCUCGGGCGAUGGGCGGAGGCAUGGGUAACACGACUAUGAUUGGCGUUGGAGGACAACCGGUGACGGGAGCGCUGUUUCCCCCCAUGAGGGCUGCAACGGAGCCUAUGACGCCUGGAUCACGAAAGACCGGAGUACCGGUGAAAAGGGCUGCCUUUGAUGCCAAUGGCAAGGUGCUCAUUUCCGAACCCAUCCUCGAAGCCACGGGCGACCAGAAUCCGCUUAACAAGAUCCCGACGAUGGACCUCGAAAAAGCCGCCGAGAUGGACAGGGAAAAGCGCCAAGAGGCAUUGGAGCUUCUCCAGAGGGAAUCUGCUCUGAUUGCCAAGCGGCCUGCGCCGCAGCCCCCCAGCGUCACCUCUUCAGAGGAUUCGUUGAUGCGCGCUAGGAGCCUGAAGCGCAAGACAAACAUGACAAUGAGCACUGGAAUUGUUGGGCAGGCAACAAUGACGAGAAUGGAGCAUGUGCCGAUGCCAGUGCCUAUGCAGACUUCGGCCACGACAACGUCGGCAGAGCUUUCACCUGGGGUGGACGAGAUCCGCAGGAGAUCUCCUCGGCAUAAUCCUGAAGCCGAAAGCCCCGGCGCCGAGCCAUACAGAACUGAGCGGUCCCCAAGGCGGAGGUCCCAGGAUAGCGAAGUUCUGCCAUCGAGAUCACCGUCCCAGCGAUCACGUAAAACGCCCUCCCCUCCUCCAGCCCGUACGACAGGGGAUGCGCCCCCCAAGGUGAUCGGCGCACCGUCGAACCAGGAUCGUGCCAACAUGGCGCCAAAUGCCAACCAGUUCCAAUCCGCAUUUUACGUACCUAUCAGACCGUCCCGCCAACGUAGCAAGUCUGAAGCGAAGACCGGUCCCGACGCUCCCCAGACGCAGCUCCAAAGGCGGCCCACGAUCGGUCUACCUGGAAAUCCCAGAGCCAAGGCAAUGGCUAUGCCCCCCGCUGCCAGCGGCAAUGACGACGCAGAGGCCAAGCAAGGGCAGCGGCAACAAACCAUCAUGUUUGUUAACAACAUCACUUACAAUAAUCCAGAAACCGUCCAGAACAUUAUAGACGAGGCCAACAAUAACAUGAUGAUGGAUGAUAAUGUGGUAGAUUUCCCGCUGAAAAAGACAAACUCGAUGGUUCACAGGCCCAGACCUAUUCCAAGGAAGCCAGAAAAGGACCGCGUUAUCUUCCCUGCUGAGCCUUCACCUAACCAGAUGAAGCAUAGAAGGUCAAAGUCGGGCGGUUCGUUGACAAGUCGGCGCUCCAUUCUGCAGUCGGCUCCAGGCAGCCCGACCCAGCUGCCGCCUCUGCCACCACCUCCGAAGAGUGCCGCUGGUCUGAUGAGGCCACAACCAAAUGACACCAAGAGCAUGACAUUUGACGAGAAGAUGGACUUGUUCUAUUCUGUUGACAACCCGGCUCCGCCUAGGCCUGCGGUGCCACCCGUACCGUCCAAUUUCUUCGACAUGAGCGACACAAACACACUUCACGAAGAGGAAGAUGACAGGAAAUCACGGGCUACUCAUAGGACGACCAGGUCUUCAUUCAAGACGGAAAGCGUUCUUGACUUCUCACCCACGGAGCCCGAGGGAAUACGGCAAACCCAGAGGUCGACGAACCCGGCGGACAUCGAGCACGACGAGAUGUACUUCAUUUCCGGAAUUGAGGAAACUAUCCCGCAGAAUCGACCCUCAUUUGGUAACGCCUCGAAACGUGCAUCCUCACCCAUCAUUCCAGCACCACGAGACUCUGCCUGGACCGACGUCUCCGACACGAAAGCAUGGACAGAAGCCGAGACAGCUUGGGGAUCUCUUCAUUCGCCUGUGGUCGCGGUCAAUCUCCAGAAAGAGAAGGCAAGGCAGCUUGAGAUCGCUCGUGUUAGUUCGCAGGAGGAGGCGAAGGACGAUCAGAAGCCGAGACCCGACGCCAAAAUCGUUUCCGAACUUUUCAACAACCGAGACGACGGCCGCGAAACCAUGAUGUUUAUGCUCGACCCUUCGGUGGUACAAGACCAACCCCGGAAUGUGCAGGAGCAGCAGGCCCAGGAGGUGGAGGAGCAGCAGGCUCAGGAGGUGGAGGAGCAGCAGACUGAGCAAGAGCAGGAGGACUUUGUGGAGGACGAGGAGGCAACUUUGCCCAGCACAGUGUUCUCUGGCUGGCAUAGGCGUGUCGGCGAAGACUGCCCGACAUUCUCUGAGCGCAAGGAAAAGAUGCGUUCCCGAAUGCCUCCUCCGAUCCCUCUCCUGCUCAGACAACCCUCCACGAGAAACCCUGUGAUUGUCAAGGCAGCCGAGCCGUCGCCCCUGGAUUCGCCGGAGCAAGCCCUACAAAUGAUUCAAGCGCAGCUCAGGAAGAUUGACCAGCCAAACCGGGAUUCGUACGAGAGCCAGGGCACUCGCAAUGCACUCUUGGAAAAUCUGGAGAAAGAGAUGGACGCGCAACAGGAUCACUGGGAGGAUAUGAAGCACGGCAUAAGGGACUCGCUAUCAACGGUUCGCACUUCGCUGACAAUCGAUUCGCGCCCUCAGUCUUUGGCAAGGUCACCGCUCCUAGACGUUGCCCGCGCGUCCAGGAGUAUUCCCUCCGAGCGCAGGAUGACGAGGCGGAGUGUCGCAAGUGUCAAAUCUAGCAGAUGGCAGGACCGCCUCGCAGAGGCAGAGGAGGAGUAUGCCGACAACGCGCCGGAGCGCCUGGCUACUCGCGACAUCAACUUCCUGACGCUCUCACAGUUGGGAAGCCCGACGCCACCUGACACGGAUGAUUCCCAGGACGAGAAGGACUACAAGUCGCUCGAUGCGAAGCUGAACGAGCGGUUCAAGGACGAGUCAGUUGAGGCUUACACCGCCAAUCUCAACCAAGCCGCAUCUCCCAAGGCUCUUUGGAGACCCGUGACACAGCAAACUGCAACCCCAGCAAUCUCACUCCUCUGGGCCCACAUCCCCGCCCAAUCCACCGAAGCGCAGGUCUCUCCGAUCGAUCAAGGGUCAUCAGCUCGGACUGCACCCCGGAAGGAUCUCGAGCCCCUCACCAUUGAGAGCCGACAAUUAUGGCAGCAAAAUCGCAAUGCUACCAAGCGGUCCUUGAGCGGUCUGUGGCAACCGCCCUACGCUCAGAGGCAGUCAGCCAUCGCCACCAAGACGCCGGCCCCCAGCAACGUAGCUAGGGAAGAGCCUCGCGCCGUCGAGAAACCUACUCGUCCGGUCACGGUCAGGCCGCCGCGAAGAAGCCGCCGCAUAACAAUGCUCCCUGACAUCAUCGAGGACCCUCAGCCGCUCCCAGACAAGAGGGGCACCCUUGGUAUCUUCCAGUUCCCCUGGGGCGAGAAAUCGGACACAGGCGUCGUGCAUCCCCGUCAGACCAUGUUCGCCAUCCCAGGGACCAUGGCAUCCGGAGGCCCGGCCAUCAAUGCUGCGCUCCAGGCGCGCUCGAGGCAGAUCGAAGAGACGGAAUAUUCGUCCUCCUUCUUUGAUGACUACGAGGAUGAGGAAGAUGGUGACAACAUUGAUGACUCUGAAGAGGAAGGCGAGAACUCUGGCGACGACUUUGACGAGACCACGCUUUGGGAAAUUGCCAGUCUGCUCAAGACCGACUCUGUUCUCCCUUCCAAGAACAGCCUCCUGCCGCCCCGUGAUGGCCCCACCAGCUCUGUUGUUGAUGACUACCUGGACGAGGUUGAUGACGCCCGCGAAUCCAUCGUGGUCGGACUUGAAGGUAUCCUAGAGGAAGACGAGGAGCUCGCCGCUCAAUCUGCUGUUGUACCCGCGCUGUGGACCCCUGCAUUGUCUGUCCAGGAGAAGAGGCGCAGCCAGCAUGGCCUCGGUGUUUCCCAGCCUGAUUCGGCCACCUGGAAGAGCUACGACAACGUCUCGGAAACCAUCCGCUCGCAGCCUAGGCAGUCUGUAAUUGCGCCGAUCGAGACUGAUCAGCUCUGGGAGCCUGCUGGGUCGACCAAGAAGUCUGCUGUCGUCGCCAUGUGGUCUGCUGCCGCAGUUGUUUCCCAGGUCAAGGGCAACCACGGCAAGGGCCUUCCGCAACCUGAUGCCUCCACUUGGGCCAGGUAUGACGCAGUCCAGGAGACUGUCAGGAGCAAGCCGCGCGUUUCGGAGGAGCCCCUUCUUAUCGAGAGCACGAAUCUUUGGCAGGCUGCUGGUCAACCAGUGAACAAGGCUACUGCUAUGUGGUCUGCUGCUACAGUUGUUUCCCAUAUCAAGGGCAACCACGGUAAGGGUGUUUCUCAGCCUGACGAGGCCACCUGGAGCAAGUAUGACGUUGUGCGUGAAACCUCGCGCGCAAAGCCCCGUCAAGCCGAGCCUGCCAUUAUCGAGAGCCAGGCGCUGUGGGUUGACUCCCCGCAAGAGGCCCCCAAGGAUGAGGUUAACUGGAGCCAAGCAGGCUCUAGGGCUGUCUCUAGAUCCAAGGUACCCAUCCUAGCCUCGUCUGUCGCCACGUUUGGCGUCUGGUCCGCAUCGAGCGUUGUUUCACAGGCACGUGGUAGCCACGGCAAGGGUCUCGCCCAAACGCACGAUUGGGAGCGGUAUAAUGCGGCCACCGAAACUAUCCGCGCAAAGCCCCGUCAAGCCGAGCCUGCUAUUAUCGAAAGCCAGACUCUGUGGGUUGACUCCCCGCAAGAGGCCCCCAAGGAUGAGGUUAACUGGAGCCAAGCAGGCUCUAGGGCUGUCUCUAAAUCCAAGGUACCCAUCCUAGCCUCGUCUGUCGCCACGUUUGGCGUCUGGUCCGCAUCGAAUAUUGUUUCACAGGCACGUGGUAGCCACGGCAAGGGUCUCGCCCAAACGCACGAUUGGGAGCGGUAUAAUGCGGCCACCGAAACUAUCCGUGCAAAGCCUCGUCAAGCUGAGCCUGCUAUCAUCGAGAGCCAGACUCUGUGGGCUGACUCGCUAUCUGAGUCGCUCAAGGCUGAGGUUGACUGGAGCCAGGCAGGCUCUAGCGCUGUAUCCGGUCCCAAGGCAUCCACCAUGGCAGCCUCAGCUGUUGCUACGACUGGUGUCUGGUCCGCCUCGAGCGUUGUCCCGCAGGCACGUGGUGACCACGGCAAAGGCCUUGCCCAGCCGAGCAACUGGGAGGAGCUGUACAGUGCCACCACGGGGACCAUUCGCACAAAACCACGCCAGUCGGAGCCUGCAAUCGUCGAAAGCUCUGAUCUUUGGUCUCGGUUGGCACAGCCUUCCAGGACCGAGGUGAACUGGAGCAAAGUUGGCAUUACUGCUCAAUCUAGCCCCAAGACAACCGUGGGAACAUGGUCUGCUGCCAGUGUCGUAACGACCAUCCGUGGCGAGCAUGGCAAGGGCCUUUCACAGCCCGCUGAUUGGCACAUGUAUGAUGCUGCUACAGAGACUAGCCGCGCAAAGCCCCGUCAAUCCGAACCGGCUACCAUUGAAAGCUCCUCCCUCUGGGUUUCGCCUCCCCAGUCCCCGCAGGCUGCAAGAGACUGGAGCACGGUUGGGUCAACCUCGACACCCCAAUCGCCUAUCUCGAACGUCUCCACCGUCUCUUCCGUUUCCCCGGUGGCAGCCGCCGGCGUAUGGACUGCAACCACCACCCCGAAGGCUCGAGGCGAGCACAACAAGGGCCUUCCGCAGCCCGAGAACUGGCAGCUGUACAAUGCCACGGCAGAGACCGCCAGGGCGAAGCCACGCAAGGCCGAGCUUGCGGCUGUUGAGAGCACCAGCCUAUGGGCUGAGCCGACUGCGGCCAAGAAGGUCACGGACUGGAGCAGAGUUGCUGUGUUCAAAGCGCCCAAGGGCCCUGAAAUCCACAAGACUCGGCCGUCGACACCUCCACGAAAGGUGCGGUCCAGGGCCAACACUAUCUCCCCGGCCCACAGCCUGCUUUCGACCCCGAUGAGCACACCUCGCAUCAGAACCGACAACUGGCCUCUUUGGCCUCUCUGGACGCCUGUGCCGCGCACGCCGAUCGUCUUCCAAAACAACGGUGGCCUGUUCCAGCCCCGCCCGCCGAAACCCAACACACGCACCACUGACGAAGAGCCUGCUGCCAUCGAGAUGGAGCGUUACAUCCGGGGCCCCGACUACAAGGAGUUGGACCAGCUCGAAUCCACUGGUAUGUGGACUUCGCCGGUUGUUGCCAAGACACAGGAGACCAACUGGAUCAAGGCUGCGUCAUCAUCGAGGAUGGAGAAGAAGUUCGCUACGGCGGCACAGUGGCAGCUCGAGCUCAAAGAGGCCGAGGAGAAGAGCUAUCCUUCAGAGUGGAUGCCGCGGAUUUCAGCAUCUAUCGAUGACUGGGAUGCCGCGCUCGAGGUUGCCAUCAUGAUGUCGCAGAUUUCCGACCACGAGUUCCCUAUGGAGGAAGCACCCUCACAAAAGCCCAAGGCCCCCGUCGACUACAGCCACCGCAGGGUUACCACCGAUGACUGGGACGCUGCCCUCGAGGUGGCACUCAUGAUGUCCAACCUGCCCGAGCCAAACUACCCUAUGGCUCCCGUCAAGGCCAAGGCCCCCGUUGACCGCAGCCAUCGCAACGUGACUGCCGCCGACUGGGAUGCCGCUCUCGAGGUCGCCAUUGCCAUGUCCGAACCAGUGGCCCCAGAGCAGGCUGCCUACAGCGAGGAGAUGCCCACCGGAUUCGGCGCCGACGACGACAUCAUGGCUCAGAUCAGGGCACUCGAGGAGGAGAGAAUGUUUGCCGAGCAGCAGGCCGAGCGCGGAUCCAUGUUCCCGGGUUCGUACGACCAGUCGCAGGAGCAGUUCCAGCCCCUCGUGCCCCAGGUUGCACCCCUGCCGCAGGAUACCUUUGUCGCGCAGGAGACCUUUGUCGCGCAGGAGAACAACUACUGGACGCCUCAGGAUCAGCAGCAGUACGACAACUACCCAUUCCAGGGUCAGUACGUCGACUACUCGGCCCAGCAACAGUUCGUCGCUCCUGCGGCGCCCCAGCAGACGAGCUACCCCAGCGUUUUCGUGGGUGCCGACGGUCAGAUCUAUCACUAUCCCUCGCAGCCUGUCGAGGAGCCGCAGCCACAACAGCAGCCGCAACCGCAGCAGCCACAGCAGUCACAGCUGUCACAGCAGCCGCAGCCAAAGGAGGAUGAGGAGGAGCAGGCUGCCCAGUCAAUGGGUAGCCGUGUUAUGCUCAGGUAUUAA